This is a messenger RNA of Cadophora gregata, 2625 nucleotides long. RefSeq lists its product as uncharacterized. The record is from RefSeq and is a predicted model, not a curated record. The coding region runs from base 1 to 2625 and encodes 874 amino acids. NCBI's taxonomy places the organism in Eukaryota, Fungi, Ascomycota, Leotiomycetes, Helotiales, Ploettnerulaceae. The transcript is spliced from 3 exons. Gene Ontology annotation, molecular function: ATP binding; ATP hydrolysis activity.
AUGAUGCGAAACAAGACCUCCUCGUCCCUGCAAAAGACGUACGAUGAAUGCUAUCUGAUCUGCUCCACAGCCGUGUACUUUGAAGGCCAGGGUAACGAAGCGGAAGCGUUACGAUCAUGGCGAUCGGCACUGGACCAGAUAUACUAUCAUAAUGCCUACCGAGUACCUGCAGGGUAUAUUCCACGGUCGGAGACGGAGAAGGCACUCAAGGACAGUCUGCGAGAUAUGGAGAUGCAGUGUAAGGAGCGCGUGGAUCUUCUGGAAGCAUUGAAGCAGUCACGCCAGGAAGAGACUGCGGGUGAGGCUGGGCCAGAAGGAUCAAAUGGAAAGAUCCACAAGACCUCCUCAAGGACACCGAGACACAGCUCUGAAACAGAACAUGGCGAAAAGGGAUUCAUUGGAAAUGGCACAAUUCCAGCUGUGAACUAUCCAGAACUGUCGCGGCCAGGUCCACCACUACCACAACGACCUGCCAUGAUCACAAAGAACAGCUCAGAACGUGCUGUUGUUGGAAGCAAGCCUUCAUUUGCGGGGCCAUCCUCCUCAAAUCUUGCCUCAUCUUCGUCGUCGAGGACUAUCACUCCAACAUCUUCCGCUUCACUGGUCCCACCAAUGAAGAAAACGUCGAGAAGUCCAAGUCCGGACAAAGGCAGGACUAUGCUUCAUACGCUACGAUCAGGUGAUAGAACUGGGCGAAAGCCCACCCCUCGUGCUCCAAGAACAUCAUCUUCUAAGAAAGAUGUCGUUACAAACCAAGCCGCUUCCCUAGCUUGGCAAUCUUUGGGGAAGGGAGGUAAGGAGAGACUCGGGCGGAGCUUGGAUGCCGAGAACGACAGGAGCUCGACAGCUCUUCCAGAAUCUGGUCGCAAGGAUAGUUCUAGUGAGCCAAUACCAGGAAGGUCAAGCUCUUCGCAGAAUGUUCGGUACGAUAGUAGAACUCGUACGUUGGUCCCAGAUUCCCACUCCCACCCCCGAGGGCCGAGCCCUCCCGAUUUGUUGUCUGGGAAAGCCGAAUUGUAUGGCUCUUCUGGACGAUCAAGUAAUUAUCCUUUUCCUCCCACGGAUCCCGGUCAACCAGGUGCUGUUGCGGGCUCGAUGCUUACUCCUUCAGCAAUACAAGACUUGAUAGAUCUCGAUCCUCCCUCACCACCUAUCGCUGAAUCGAGCUUUACUAAAGCAAAGAAAACCCCUCCUCCACCACCACCUCACUCUAGAAAUGCAGCAAAACUUGAGCCCCUUUCAUAUCCAACAUAUCUUAAGGAAUAUCCCGAAACUAGUGCCAGGAAGAGCAAGGCUGAGACAGAAAUGCCAUUACGAAGAAAGCCAGCAGUCAGGGACCAAGGUGAUUCUGAAGGAUCUAAAACCAAAUUGUCCCGGAAGCCAGUUGCCGCAAAUAUAUCUUCGCCUCGGCAUAGGGAUCGAUUCCAGGAGAAGGAUGCUGGAAGAAAAGCACAAAGAGUCAAGAAGCCGAGAGACGAUGACACAUCAUCCCAAAGUAUCGAUGAAGAUACGGGGAGCAGUGGUCCAACAGCAAAACCGAAAAGGAAACAGAAGCAGAAGCAAAAGGAGAGUGAAAUACUUGCGGAUCCAACAACGCCAACUUCUGAUGACUCUGAAACACAGGCCGACUUGGUAAAGAGCGCAUGGGAGAUCAAGGUUCAGCAGCUUAUGAAAAAUUUGCCGAAGGGUGUCGAUGAGGGAGCUGCGAAGCAAAUUUUCAACGAAAUCGUGGUUCAGGGUGACGAAGUUCACUGGGAUGAUGUUGCUGGUCUCGACAUAGCCAAGAAAGCAUUGAAAGAAGCGGUUGUAUAUCCAUUCUUGCGUCCAGAUCUAUUCAUGGGGCUUCGCGAGCCAGCCCGAGGUAUGCUCCUCUUUGGACCUCCUGGGACUGGCAAGACGAUGUUGGCGAGAGCUGUGGCAACAGAAUCGAGAUCGACAUUUUUCUCAAUAUCAGCAAGCAGUUUGACAAGCAAAUACCUUGGCGAGUCUGAGAAGCUUGUCCGAGCCCUGUUCUCACUUGCCAAAGCAUUGGCACCCAGCAUCAUUUUCGUCGACGAAAUCGAUUCCCUGCUUUCAUCCCGCUCUGGGUCAGGAGAGCAUGAGGCAACCAGGCGAAUCAAAACAGAAUUUCUAAUUCAAUGGAGCGAUCUUCAGCGAGCCGCAGCCGGAAGAGAGCAGAGUGAGAAAGAGAAGGAGCGGGGAGACGCAAGCCGGGUUCUUGUACUUGCUGCCACUAAUCUUCCUUGGGCUAUUGAUGAAGCAGCUAGACGAAGAUUUGUCAGGCGGCAAUACAUUCCAUUACCAGAGGACGAAACCAGGGCUACCCAGUUGAGAACCUUGCUGGGACAUCAGAAACAUAGUUUGGACGAAGACGACAUCCAAAGGCUAGUGGAGCUGACUGACGGAUUUUCUGGUUCAGAUAUCACAGCGCUAGCCAAAGAUGCUGCCAUGGGUCCUCUGCGCUCCCUUGGUGAAGCACUACUCCACAUGUCAAUGGACCAGAUCAGACCGAUACAAUUCGUAGACUUUGAAGCAAGUCUCGUGAACAUCCGACCCAGUGUCAGCAAACAGGGCUUGAAAGAAUUCGAGGAUUGGGCUAAGGAGUUUGGGGAGCGAGGUGGAUAG